AUCCUUUAGUUACACUGGCAGAGGCCGGACAGCUCGGCCUUGCGCAGCGCGCGGAGCUGCAGUCCGAAGGAGACUUCCGGGCUCGGGUUCCGCCGAGGCAGGAAGGGGCGGGUGCUGGCGAGCUCGGCGUCCCAGUCCCUGCGCCUCCGCUCCAUCUCCCCUGCUGGCGGGGGCGCGGGCCUUGUCGGCCGGCGUCCUGCCCGCAGCCUGGACGCCAGCGAAGGCUUGGUGGAGGAGAACACCGGCGCGCGCCUGGGAUUCUUGUGCGCGGGAGGCAGAGGCAAAAAGAUCGCAAGUCCUUCCCCGCCUGAGCAACUUAGCGAGACGCUGUCUCACGUAAAAAAUAAAAGGCCGGGGUGCAGAUCAGUGCGGAGGCCCUGGUUCCGUCUUCAGUGCUGCAAGAGGAAAGAAGGACCCGGAAGAGCUAGGACGGGGCAGCCUCGCCGCCGCGGCUGAGUGGCUGGCCCCCGUGCGCACCCCCGCGUUGCCGGAACCGCCCCGAGGUCUCCAUGGAGGCGCGGCUGCAGGAGGCGCGGCUGCUGAAGGAGCAGGGCAACCAGCGCUACCGCGAGGGCCGCUUCCGCGCCGCCGCUGGCCGGUACCACCGCGCACUGCUGCAGCUGCGGGGCCUGGAGCCUGGCCUGGCGCCCACGCCCGUCCCGGUCCCCGACCUGGGCCAGCGGGCGCCCGCGCUCACGCCCGCGCAGGAGGACGCGCUGCGCGCCACGCAGACCGCCUGCUACAACAAUCUGGCAGCCUGCCUCCUCCAGAUGGAGCCAGUGAACUACGAGCGGGUGCGGGAAUACAGUCAGAAGGUCCUGCGGCGGCAACCAGACAACGCCAAAGCCUUGUACCGCGCGGGAGUGGCCUCUUUCCACCUACAAGACUACGAGCAGGCGCAGCGCCACCUGCUGGCGGCCGUGCACAGACAGCCCACAGAUGCCAAUGUCCGGAGAUACCUGCAGCUGACACAGUCCGAGCUCAGCAGCUACCACAGGAAGCAGCAGCAGCUGUAUGUGGGCAUGUUCGGCUGACCGGAAGAACUGCACCCCAGCAGCACUCGGCUGGACGCAAGCCUGGAGCAGGUGUGAGCAGACCCAGCCUCCGGCUCUUUGCUCAGCACAGAUACCACCCCUGGCACUCUGUGUCUGCCCAGCUUUUGGUACCUGUCAUUGUGGAGACCUUUGUAAUGAGAGCUGGUCAGCUACGUUGAAGUCCAUGGCGUUUCUGGCCUGCGCCCGAGGAGAGCUGUAGGCGGCUGAGGGUGACAUACUGCACACCCAAGAGGGCAGGCCCAGAAGGGGUGUCUUCCUUCUUUUCCUCAGAUCCUCCCCUCUGGGACAAACCAGGAAAUACAUCGUCUUUAAAUGAAAGAUUUGAAAUUAA
This is a messenger RNA of Octodon degus (degu), 1386 nucleotides long. RefSeq names its product tetratricopeptide repeat domain 9C (gene Ttc9c). Lineage: Eukaryota; Metazoa; Chordata; Mammalia; Rodentia; Octodontidae. The transcript has 3 exons. Gene Ontology annotation, molecular function: protein binding. The record is from RefSeq and is a predicted model, not a curated record. The coding region runs from base 510 to 1034 and encodes 174 amino acids.